AUGGUUUUCAACAGCUCUGUUUCGAUCAGCAACUGCGGGUCCAUCCUGUGGAACUGUGACAUCAGAACGUGUGCCGAGACGGAGCUGUGGGCGACUGGCGAGCUCGCACCGCGCACGCAGCCGUCGUCCUUGCCCGCUGCGGCAGGUACAGUCGGUCGCGCGUCACAACACGCCGCCAGUCUGCACACGUCGCGCCGUGCGGACGGCGGGCUGGCGGGAAAUCCACGGCGCCGCGGCGUGGCGGAUGGCGGCCGCCGACCCCCAGUCGCUCCCGUAUCUCUGUCGACCCGCUGCACGUCGCUGCUACUCCUCUGUGAGCGAGCCUUCCCAGGGCGGCCGCCGACCCUCAGUUGCUCCCGUAUCUCUGUCGACCCGCUGCAUGUCACUGUUACUCCUCUGUGUGCGAGUCUUCCCAGGGCGGCCGCCGACCCCCAGUCGCUCCCGUAUCUCUGUCGACCUGCUGCACGUCGCUGCUACUCCUCUGUGAGCGAGCCUUCCCAGGGCGGCCGCCGACCCCCAGUUGCUCCCGGCGGCCGCCGACCCCCAGUCGCUCCCGUAUCUGUGUUGACCCACUGCACGUCGCCGCUACUCCUCUGUGUGCAAGACUUCCAAGGGGAGCCGCCGACCCCCAGUCGCUCCCGUAUCUCUGUCGACCCGCUGCACGUCACUGCUACUCCUCUGUGUGCGAGCCUUCCCAGGGCGGCCGCUGACCCCCAGUCGCUCCCGUAUCUGUGUCGACCUGCUGCACGUCGCUGCUACUCCUCUGUGAGCGAGCCUUCCCAGGGCGGCCGCCGACCCCCAGUUGCUCCCGUAUCUCUGUCGACCCGCUGCAUGUCACUGUUACUCCUCUGUGUGCGAGUCUUCCCAGGGCGGCCGCCGACCCCCAGUCGCUCCCGUAUCUCUGUCGACCUGCUGCACGUCGCUGCUACUCCUCUGUCAGCGAGCCUUCCCAGGGCGGCCGCCGACCCCCAGUUGCUCCCGUAUCUCUGUCGACCCGCUGCAUGUCACUGUUACUCCUCUGUGUGCGAGUCUUCUCAGGGCGGCCGCCGACCCCCAGAGGCUCCCGUAUCUCUGUCGACCUGCUGCACGUCGCUGCUACUCCUCUGUGAGCGAGCCUUCCCAGGGCGGCCGCCGACCCCCAGUUGCUCCCGUAUCUCUGUCGACCCGCUGCAUGUCACUGUUACUCCUCUGUGUGCGAGUCUUCUCAGGGCGGCCGCUGACCCCCAGUCGCUCCCGUAUCUGUGUCGACCUGCUGCACGUCGCUGCUACUCCUCUGUGAGCGAGCCUUCCCAGGGCGGCCGCCGACCCCCAGUUGCUCCCGUAUCUCUGUCGACCCGCUGCAUGUCACUGUUACUCCUCUGUGUGCGAGUCUUCCCAGGGCGGCCGCCGACCCCAAGUCGCUCCCGUAUCUCUGUCGACCUGCUGCACGGCGGCCGCCGACCCCCAGUCGCUCCCGUAUCUGUGUUGACCCACUGCACGUCGCCGCUACUCCUCUGUGUGCAAGACUUCCAAGGGGAGCCGCCGACCCCCAGUCGCUCCCGUAUCUCUGUCGACCCGCUGCACGUCACUGCUACUCCUCUGUGUGCGAGCCUUCUCAGGGCGGCCGCUGACCCCCAGUCGCUCCCGUAUCUGUGUCGACCCGCUGCACGUCGCUGCUACUCCUCUGGCGGCCGCCGACCCCCAGUCGCUCCCGUAUCUGUGUUGACCCACUGCACGUCGCCGCUACUCCUCUGUGUGCAAGACUUCCAAGGGGAGCCGCCGACCCCCAGUCGCUCCCGUAUCUCUGUCGACCCGCUGCACGUCGCUGCUACUCCUCUGUGUGCGAGCCUUCUCAGGGCGGCCGCUGACCCCCAGUCGCUCCCGUAUCUGUGUCGACCUGCUGCACGUCGCUGCUACUCCUCUGGCGGCCGCCGACCCCCAGUCGCUCCCGUAUCUGUGUUGACCCACUGCACGUCGCCGCUACUCCUCUGUGUGCAAGACUUCCAAGGGGAGCCGCUGACCCCCAGUCGCUCCCGUAUCUCUGUCGACCCGCUGCACGUCGCUGCUACUCCUCUGUGUGCGAGCCUUCUCAGGGCGGCCGCUGACCCCCAGUCGCUCCCGUAUCUCUGUCGACCUGCUGCACGUCGCUGCUACUCCUCUGUGAGCGAGCCUUCCCAGGGCGGCCGCCGACCCCCAGUUGCUCCCGUAUCUCUGUCGACCCGCUGCACGUCGCUGCUACUCCUCUGUGUGCGAGCCUUCUCAGGGCGGCCGCCGACCCCCAGUCGCUCCCGUAUCUGUGUCGACCUGCUGCACGUCGCUGCUACUCCUCUGUGA
Molecule: messenger RNA, 2313 nt
Organism: Schistocerca piceifrons (Central American locust)
Lineage: Eukaryota; Metazoa; Arthropoda; Insecta; Orthoptera; Acrididae
Product: proline-rich protein 36-like
Exons: 7
Coding region: 1-2313 (770 amino acids)
Source: RefSeq, a predicted model, not a curated record